AAAUGUUCUGCUCGCUGGCCCAGACGCUCUUCUGCGUCCUGCUCAUCCAGGGCGGCCUCUACGCCCUCCACCUGAGCGGAAACGGAAAUGGCAACGGGAACGGCAACGGCAACGGUGAGAAGUCGCUGGGCGAAGCCAAGGUGGUGCAGGUGCCCAGUCAUCCCGUGGGACCCUCGACGGGAGCCGCCGCCGCCUGGCAGACCGCACCCUCGCAGCAGCAGCAGCACCAGCAGCAUCCCGGAGGAUCUCCGCCGGGCGGUGGAUCCUCGCCGCAUGGCCACCGGUCCGCCGCAGCGGCCGCCUUCGAUGCCACCACCGUGCGGCUGAACAAGGAGAUAGCGGACAUGGCCCAGCUGGAGCGGGAGCGACUUAUGCUCCUCGCCCGCGCCAAGCAGACGGCGGAACAGCCGCCGGCGGGCAGCAAUCAUCGCGGCCAUCCCUUCAUCGCCGGCCGGAUACAGAUGCAGCCCAGCGAGGAGCUGGACGUGGGCGACUACCCGGCGCUGCUGCAGCAGGCGGCACGGGGCUACAUCUUCGGCAAUGUCCAGAAGCAGCCGCCGACACCGGUUACCCUGGAACAGGAUUACGAGCAGCUGAGGGAGCUGGAGAACAGACCCGUAAAAUACUACGGCAGGGUGGUGCAGCCAGCGGAGAGGGAGGAGCAGGCGGAGGCUCUCUACGAACCACUGCACUCGUUCGGCGACUUCGAUGACUUCUCGGAACUGGAGCCGGAACCGCAGGAGCCCCACUUGGGCGAGGAUGAGUUGCUGCGGGAACUGGACGCCUAUCAGUAUCACGGCCUGGAGGACGAACCACUCCCGGAGAAUCCCUACCGCACGCUGGAGCAACUGGAACUGGCUGCACCGGACUCCCUGCAGCAGCUCUUCGAGCAGGAACAGGAGCAGCGAGACGCCCCCUUCAAGACGAUGCACUCCGGCAAAACCCACAACCCGGGCAACUACAACAUACGGGUGCAGCAAAAGUGGGCCAGGAAACGAAAUGGCCAGGGAACGGCCCAUAAUUCCGAGGCGGAAAAGCAGCUGCAGCGCCAGAUCUUCGCCCAGCACUUCAAGCCGCAGCGAAGUGGCAAACUUUCACUGUCCGCCAACUCGGAGGCCACGGCCAGCAAGCACCUGAAGCCAUCCAGUCGCUCCGGCUCCAAGGAUAACGAGAAGCCACAUAGCGAGCUAGGGGGCAGUGCAUCCUCUGCCGCCUCCUCCUCCACUUCUUCCUCCGGCAAACAAACAGCCGGCGAUGGACUAUCUAAGCAGCAGCAGGUGGAGCAACAGUCGCAGCAGGACAAGAAGGAUCCCAGCAACAAGCGAUCCGGAUCCGGAUCCAUGGGAUCGCCAGGAGGCGGCUACUCCGCGCAGCCACCGAUCUCCCACAGCAUAGCCAGCCAGCUGAUGCUGCGCACCGCCCGCGGGCAACGGCAGUACGAUGUGCCACAAAUCGAGUGUCCUACCGCCAUGGAUGGCAUGGAGCGAUUCGCCUGCCCCAUUCCCGACCGGCAGGGCAGAUACCGCUGCAUAGACGAUCAUGUGCUGUGCGAUGGCUUCAUCGACUGUCCCGACGGCGAGGACGAGGACCGAAGAUCCUGCAUGUUCUACAAGACGACGAAGGCCCAUCUGGAUGUGUUAGCGGAUGCGUUACUGCGCUGGGCGCGAGGGCGUUAAGCUCCACCCACCCACCAAUAACACACACACACACCCUCUAAUACACACAAAAUACACACCCACACACACACACACACAGAAAGUACACCUAGAGAACUCACAUUGACAAACAAUUAGUUUUAACAUGUCGCCCCAAGCAAACAAGAGCCCCGUUAAGUUAAACAUCAUCCAGGAACCAGACACACAGACAGCCAACCACCCGUCUAUCCUUUGACAUGAGAAAGAUUCCCCAGAGAAACUCCGAAAAGAAAUCCCCAGCCACAUAAUGCAAAAAUGCAAAAUGCAAAAAUGCAGCUCGCAAUGGGCUAAAUGGACAAUUGCCAAGUAAGAAAAGCGAAAGCUAUGAUUAAACGCAAAAUGAGGCAGAAAAUGUGCUUGACGAAAGGUAUGAUUAUUAUUACACUAUUAUUAUUAAAAAUUAACUUAAUGAAAAGCCCAAACAGAAGAAGCAGUUAUACAUACUAAAGCUAAAUUACAAUUCAGCAA
Molecule: messenger RNA, 2162 nt
Organism: Drosophila teissieri
Lineage: Eukaryota; Metazoa; Arthropoda; Insecta; Diptera; Drosophilidae
Gene: jeb
Exons: 3
Coding region: 3-1676 (557 amino acids)
Biological process (GO): positive regulation of MAPK cascade
Cellular component (GO): terminal bouton
Molecular function (GO): transmembrane receptor protein tyrosine kinase activator activity; protein binding
Source: RefSeq, a predicted model, not a curated record